ACCAAUACGAAGAGAACCUUUUAUUUAUUCUAAACAUGAUCAUUAUUUAUUUAAUGAAAAAAAAACAAAAAGUAAAUAUUUAUUUGUUUGAAUUCGAUUAUAAAAAUCUUUUUUUAAAAUUCUAUCGAUAUAGACGUUAGUGGAAAUAUUUAUGGUAGAUAUAAGAUAGAUCAUUUUAAUAUAUAAGAUUAACAAUUCUUUCCUUUAAACAAUAAACAACCAGUUUGAGAAUAUCGUCAACCUCUUUUACAAUAUCAAAAACUAUCAACAAUCAAAAAAUUUCAAAACAAAUAUAACACAUAAAUGAUUGUCUUUAUUUUAUUUAAAUCUUCUAGUAGAUAAAUAAGAAUAUUAACCGUUAUGAUUAACGGAUUUAUUUUUAAAUCAACUUGAUAAAAACAGAUCACCAUUUUAUCUUAAAUGACAUGAACAAUUUUUAGAUGAAUAUUAUCGAAAAGAUAAGAUUUUAUUAAAUUGAUCGAAACAUUUCAAUAUUUGUUAACGUAAACUAGAAAUUGAAUAAUAUCGUUAAAGAAGAUCGUUCAUCUAUGUAUUAUCUAUUAACAAAUGAUGCUCAUCUUGAUCAUUUUAUCUUAUUUGAUGAACAUCUACAAGUUUAUCAACCUCUUAUAUUAGUUUAUCUUCAACCUAAAGAUUAUGAAAAAGCAUUAAAAACACUUCAAUAA
Molecule: messenger RNA, 686 nt
Organism: Rotaria sordida
Lineage: Eukaryota; Metazoa; Rotifera; Eurotatoria; Philodinida; Philodinidae
Source: the annotation of a GenBank genome assembly